GUUACAGCAGCUCAGUCCACACACACCUGCCUCUCCUGACUGUGACACAGAUCUGACAACAACUGAGUGAAAAUGUGAGUUUCUCUGUUCCUGAUUCUAAGGUCGUCUUCAUGUAAGAAGAGACAAACUUUUAAAAGCAGAAGAAUCCGACAUGAAAGAUGAAACAUUUCCUCUAAAGGAGGAACUCUCCCUGCAGAGUGUGUCAGCUCCUGGUUUUCAUGCGGUGUGUGCCGGUGCAGGCUCAGUGGUGCAGGUUCUUGUGAAGGACCUGGUCCCCGGAAGCUGAGAAACAGAAAGUGUUUAGUGUUGAGUCAGUGACGCAGCUCGGAGCCGUUAGAUGCUCCGUCAGUGAUGCUGCAGUGAUGGAGCUGAGAUCAACAGCGAUGGAGCUUCUUCCUCUCGUGUGUCUCUGUCUCCUGACUUGGUCUGGAACAACGUUUGCUGAUGGAAACGAACCAAAGAUCAUCAGUGUGUCAGAAGGACAUGAUGUAACUUUACCCUGUUCCCUCAGCUCCAGAGAGAACAUUCAGGGAAAACGCUUUGACUGGAAGAAAGAUGGUCAGCAGGAUGUUUUCCUGUAUGAAAGUGGAGACCAUUACAAUAAACAGCUAUCAGGUCAAGAUCCACAGUUCAGAGGUCGUGUCUCACAUUUUGAAGAUGAACUGAAGAAUGGAAAACGCCUCCAUAAUCAUCAGACAUACGAAGCUGACUGACAGUGGAAACUACAUCUGUGAUUUUCCAGGUCGUCAAACAUCCCACAUUCAGCUUGUUGUUGAUGGUCCCUUAAAAGACAGAAGAGGUGAAAACAUCCCAGGUGCAGCUCCAGAGCCGUACAUCAGGAUACUUGGUGAAACAAAGGAUGGAGAACUGCUGCAGUGUGUCGUUCGAGGAGCUUCUCCCAAACCUAAAGUAGAGUGGAAAGACAGUUCUGGAAACAUCCUUCCUGCUAAAGACCCUCAGGUCUCUGAAAGAGGAGGACGCUAUGACAUCACCCUCCAAACGACUGUGACCGAGACCGGCAACUACACCUGUGUAUCCACACAGGAGGAAAUCAACCAUCAGAUUUAUGCUGAGACCUUUGUGUCUAUCAAUGGGGGAAUAUUCAACACAGUGACCAUUGCCUGUGUUAUUGUUAUUGGAGUAUUAUUUCUUCUUGUAGUUGUGCUUGCUGUUAUACUCUGCAGAAGGAACAACAGACAGAGGGGCCGGUACUGACCCCCCCAGUCAGAGUGAGGGUUUCCAGGUCUGACACGUACCUUGAGGUUUGCUGCUGAAGUGUGUGUGUGCAGUCAGUACUUUUAUUCUUGUGGGGACCAGUUUUGAUUUUAGACCAAAAGCGUGGAGAGGUUUUUAGAAACUGAGCACAUGUUGUCCAGUCCUCACUGAUCCAAAGGUUUUAGGACAGACCAACAUGUACACAGGUAUUUUUAAUGUAGUUUUUUCUCUGUGGAUUAGGAUUAAAUUUGCCUGCUCAUCCUGUCUCUCUGCAGCAGCACCAGGAGGGGCCAGUGUAGCGCAAAUAUUUCAAUCAAAUUUCAAACAUUUAAAUGUCCUCAGACAGAGGACAGGACAGUUUUAGUUGCCUUACUUUUUUUUUAUCUGUGGCUUAAUACAAUAUCAACAUGCUCACAUUUACAAUGAAACAGGUUUUGGUCUCUGUAAUCGUUCGUCCUGUCCACACUGAGUCCUUCAUGUGCUGUCAGUGGAAGAGAUGGAGAUAAAAUCCUCCAUUCAGAGUUAACUUAAAGGCUUCAGCCGUCUAAGAUGAACAACUGUCAAUCUUUCAAAGUUACUGUCUUUAGAAAUCUGUUGUUCUUCUGCAGCUCAGAGAAGAUCACUGCCCCUUUAGUCAUAAUAAAGUCACCUCCCAGAGAUACUGGUAGAAUAAUUAGUGAGAAAAAACAUGAAGGCUGAGAGUUUUCAGUCGCUGCAGUCGUUCAAACUGGUAGAAGAACAUAAAUCAGUCACUGUUCAGCAGUGUCAGUCACCUGUAACCAGUUUACUUCCUGUCCUGACAGUCGUGUUUAGGUUUAUUGUCAGUGACUGUCAGGACGUGUCGUCCUGCUGAGGCUCAGCAAUGAAACACAAAGAGGGAAUUUCAGACUUUAGAAGUCAUCCAGUCUGCCAGUGUUGAAGAGAGGAGUGAUUACAGUGACCCAUAACUCUCUCAACAUGUGAGUAAAAAAUACAAAAUGCAGCUGUAAGUUUGAAUUUUG
Molecule: messenger RNA, 2216 nt
Organism: Lates calcarifer (barramundi perch)
Lineage: Eukaryota; Metazoa; Chordata; Actinopteri; Centropomidae
Product: butyrophilin-like protein 1
Exons: 6
Coding region: 670-1215 (181 amino acids)
Biological process (GO): regulation of cytokine production; T cell receptor signaling pathway
Cellular component (GO): external side of plasma membrane
Molecular function (GO): signaling receptor binding
Source: RefSeq, a predicted model, not a curated record